Rana temporaria (common frog) is the source of this 9153-nucleotide messenger RNA. RefSeq names its product sterol regulatory element binding transcription factor 2 (gene SREBF2). The transcript is spliced from 20 exons. Gene Ontology annotation, cellular component: nucleus. Lineage: Eukaryota; Metazoa; Chordata; Amphibia; Anura; Ranidae. The coding region runs from base 187 to 3612 and encodes 1141 amino acids. Gene Ontology annotation, molecular function: protein dimerization activity; RNA polymerase II cis-regulatory region sequence-specific DNA binding; DNA-binding transcription factor activity, RNA polymerase II-specific. Gene Ontology annotation, biological process: positive regulation of transcription by RNA polymerase II; positive regulation of cholesterol storage. The record is from RefSeq and is a predicted model, not a curated record.
CAGAGGCCAGAGCGAGGCUUGACCCGCAACUCCCUGACGUCAUCGCUUGGUUUUGGGCGGUGCUGGGGGAACAUGGCGUCUCUUUGGUUAGUGACAGGUUGGUGAGUCGGAGAGUGUGACAGGAACCGGGAGGACGGAGCUGCUCCCAGCAGUGAGGGUGUGAUCUGCCGGACCUCCAGCUCUCGUAUGGAAACAGGCGAGCUGAGCAUGGAGAACAUGGAGACCUUAACGGAGCUGGGCGAUGAGCUGACCCUGGGAGAUAUUGAUGAGAUGCUUCAGUUUGUUAGUAACCAGGUUGGAGAAUUUCCUGACUUAUUUGAAGAUCAGCUAUGUUCCAGCUACCAAGGAAGUACUGGGAUGGACACCACUUUGCCCAAGACUUAUAACCAGGUCCAGCCACAGAACUUUCAGACAUCAGCGCCACAGCCUCCAGUAGUGUCUGUAAAGGCUCCUGUUCAAGCUGUUCCCCAGAGGACUGCUCCUCUCCUUCAACCACGACCAGUAGUCCAGUCCCAUCCUCAGCCUCAUUUGCAACAGCAAACAGUCAUGUUGACACCAACAUUCAGCACAGCUCCCCAAACUCGAAUAAUACAGCAGCCGCUCAUCUACCAGAAUGCUGGAACUACAAGCUUUCAGGUGCUGCAACCACAGGUUUCAAGUCUUAUGACAACUCAGCAAGUUCAGCCUGUUACCAUCCAGCAGCAGGUCCAGACGGUUCAAGCCCAGAGAGUACUAACCCAUACUGCUAAUGGAACCAUCCAAACCCUGAGCCCAGCCACACAGGGCACUAUCCAGACACUGACUCCAGCUACUGUACAGGCAAUGACACCGCAGGUUCAGCAAGUUCCUGUUUUGGUACAGCCUCAGAUUAUAAAGACAGAAUCUCUGGUACUGACUGCUCUGAAGGCGGAUGGUAGUCCAAUGAUGACUGCGGUUCAGAAUCCUUCAAUCACAACACUUGGUACGCCUCUACAGACUACCGCUCUCCAAGUACCUGUAAGUGCUGUUUCUUGGCAACCAAACCAUCAUCAGGAACUCUUGUCCAAUUAUUUGCUAGGACAGUGUCUGAGGAGGGACGACAUACAGACACUGGUAGGAGGAGGUGGAACUAUUCUGACCACGAUGCCAGUUAUGAUGGGACAUGAAAAGAUGCCUAUCAAGCAAGUGCCUGGUAUUCUCAAACAGCCAGAGGUGCCAAAGGAGGGUGAAAGGCGGACAACGCACAAUAUCAUUGAGAAGAGGUAUCGUUCCUCAAUCAAUGAUAAAAUCCUAGAACUCAAAGACUUGGUUAUGGGAACAGAUGCCAAGAUGCAUAAAUCGGGGGUUUUGAAAAAAGCAAUUGAUUACAUAAAGUACCUUCAGCAAUCAAACCAGAAACUUCGUCAGGAAAACAUGGCACUUAAGCUGGCUAAUCAAAAGAACAAAUAUUUGAAAGGGAUUGAUUUGAGCAGUUUGGUUGACACCAGCAUGGAAAUGAAGAUGGACGAAUUCAACCAAAAUAUUUUAAUGAUGUCUCCGCCAGCUUCUGACUCUGGCUCUCCUGCUGUCUUCUCCCCUUACUCUGUGGAUUCAGAACCUGGAAGCCCUCUCCUUGAUGAUGAAAAGGUUAAAGAUGAACCAGACUCUCCCACAGGAUUGGGCAUGAUGGACCGCUCAAGGAUGUUACUAUGUGCUAUGACAUUCCUUUGCUUGACUUUUAAUCCCCUCACAUCAUUGCUGCACUCGGACACUGCUGAGCACGCUGAUAGAACCAUGCAGCAUGGAACAGGUAGAACCAUGCUAGGUAUUGAAGUAUCAGGUCUAUCUGGCAGCUGGCUUGACUGGCUUAUCCCAACUCUAAUUCUUUGGUUGGUAAAUGGAGUGAUUGUCCUCAGUGUUUUCAUGAAACUGUUGAUCCAUGGGGAGCCAGUGACAAGGUUGCAUUCUCGUUCUUCGGUGAAAUUUUGGAGACACCGAAAACAAGCUGAUUUGGAUCUUGCUCGGGGAGAUUUUGGAGCUGCAGCAUUAAAUCUGCAGACUUGCCUUUGUGUACUUGGUCGAUCUCUCCCAGCUUCCCGCUUUGACCUUGCAUGCAGCCUGUCCUGGAACAUUAUACGUUGUAGUCUACAGAAAGUAAGCUUGGUACGCUGGCUACUGAAACGUACACCUGCCAAUUGUAAUAAAAGAGAAUUUCAGGAUGAAGCUGAAACCAGCGCUCGAGAUGCUGCCCUCGUUUAUCACAAGCUGCACCAACUGCAUUUAACGGGAAAAUUGCCCUCAAGUUGGCGAUGCUCAGGUCUCAACCUUUCUCUGUGUGCUGUCAAUUUAGCUGAGUGUGCAGGUGACAAAAUAUUUCCAAGUUUACUUGCAGAAAUUCACCUAACUACAGCUGUGCAGAUGAAGAUCAGCUUCUCUGGAAGGUUUUCUUUCUUGGCUGCAUAUUUUCUUGGCUGUGCACAAAGCAAUAACUCUACUGGUGAGUGUGAUUCUUUACCAGAGUCUUUGCGAUGGCUCACACACCCAAUGGGGAAACACUUCUUUAUCCACUUUAAUUGGACACUGAAGAGUGCUGCAAAGGAGCCUCUCUACAGCUCCUCAAGAAAUCCUGCUGACCCCAUUGCUCAGAUCCAUCGAACGUUUUGUGAAUCCUUGCUGGAGAAAGCAUUGUAUUCGCUUGCAAAACCAGAGAGCAGUAAAGUGUUCCAAGAAGAAGAAAGCUGCGAGUUUUCUAAAGCUCAAGAGUACUUGAAGGUUUUAAAUGUGUUUGCAGAUUCAGUUAGCAGCACCACCUCCCUCCCACUUGGAGGGUCAACCUGCAUAUUGUCUAAUCACAGUAUGGAUCCUAUAUGUCGGUGGUGGUAUGCUGUAUCCUCAAUGGCAAUUGGCUGGUUUCAGGGUGAUGAUUCUUCUGUGAAAUCUCAGUAUAUGGAUGUAGAAAGAAUUCCCAAGCUCCUGGAAGCCGAGAAUCCCUUGGUAAAAUCUGUGGUGCACAUGUGCAGAGCCAUGCAAAUGUCUGUAUUGGGAAAGACUGAUAGUUCACAAAACGCUUUCUCUCAGUGUGAGAAAGCCAGCACCUUCCUAUGGAAUAGUCUGAAUAUGAGUAGUACAUGCAAUAAUGAUCUAAAUAAGGUAAUACAGCUUCUAGUUUGUGAUCUGUUACUGUCCAUGCGAACCUCUUUAUGGCAGAAACAGGCAUCUGGGGAAACGAUUCAUGCCUCCAAAUCUGUUCUCACAGGGUUCCAGAGGGAUCUCAGCAGCCUUCGUAGGCUUGCUUUAACCUUUAAACCUGCUCAGUGCAAGUUGUUCCUACAUGAAGCUACAGUUAGACUGAUGGCUGGUGCAAGUCCUACCCGCACACACCAGCUUUUGCAACACAGCUUGCAGAAACGGCCUCCAAACAUCAGCAAGCCAGGGGAUAUGUACUCCUUACCGGGACAGAGAGAACGAGCAACUGCCAUCUUGUUGGCCUGUCGACACCUGCCUCUAUCAUUUUUAUCCUCGCCAGGACAGAGAGUAGUGAUGUUGGCUGAAGCAGCACGGACUUUGGAAAAAGUGGGCGACAGACGCUCAUACCAUGACUGUCAGCAAAUGAUGAUCAAGCUCAGUGGGGGCACAGCUAUGGCCGCCUCAUGAAAGACUCACUGUUUAAACCGCAGUCUGGCCUCAUAUUUAUCUUCUUCUUUCAGGAAUAUACAGUCUUUUUUUAUUGAUGUCUAUCAAAUGUGUGGGGAUUUGAAAACAAGAUUGAAGCUAAGAAUGAAUUCGGUGAUAUUGCAAUAUGGGCCUAUCAUCCGAACUGGAGUAAAAAGGGAUGUUAUUUAGUAUUUUUAGAUACUUUUAAUCAUGCAGGUCUUUCUACUCCUGAGAAUGACAUUGUGCAGUGAAUAUAUCUUGCAGAUUAUAUACAUUGCAAUUUUUUGUAUUUACACAUUUACAAGCAUCAUGGACCACCCCUUUUUUUUUUCUUUUAAUUUGAUUUCAGUGGGAAUUUUUAAAUUUCAGAACAGAGACACAGUAGUUGUAAUGACAUAGAGAACAUACUUGUCAAAUCAAAAGAAUGCAAAGCUGCUCCUUUCAAAAAUAUUUCUAUUUGAAAUCUGAUUUUGCUCUUUGACACUGGUGUGGUAUCCCAAAGUCUGCCCAUAGACGCUUCUACCAUUUAUUCUGUACCUUUUAUGUCUGGAACAUUUUUAAGUUCGUUUUGCAUUAAGUUGGACCAAAACUUCAUUAUUCAGUCCAGUGCUGUUUAUCAUUAUAUACUUUUAUGCUACGAUCAUUGCAGAGUGCAUGGCACAUUCAUAGCUCAAGACACCAGUGGGCUUAUUUAUUGAGGCAGUGCAAAGAGCAAUCCUGAUGUACCAAAGUCAGUAGCUCAAAUCAGGCUGAUAAAACUGGUGAAAGAGGAUUUCUGAUUGGGUGUUAUGAAUGGCUGCUCUUCACACAGCCUUACUUUUGCAUUAUUGAAUAAUCACAAAGAUGCUGUGCAGUUUAUCUACACACAAUUUUUUUCAAAGUUCAGACACUUUCCAUGUGUUUUUUUAUUUUUUAUUAAAUACUUUGAGAAGUAGCCAUGUAUGUGAUUGGGACCCAACUUUUUAUUUUUAUAAUUGUCUUCAUCUUUGCCUUUAGUAGUGUGUACUAGGCUUAAGCAAAGGAAAAACAAACCUAACACAGAAGGAGCCGCCGUACUAUCCAAUGUUAAACAGUGACCUCCCCUGCUGUGCUAUUGUGUUCUGACAGGGGGGACUGCCCAUUGGUUGAGGGCACUGAUCGGGAGCCGACUGGCAGACCUUUUUGAGUCAUGCCCCUUUAGUCAGAAGCCGGCCGAAUGGUUGGCUUCAGUCAGACCCGCUGCAGUCCACCUGGGCCGAAUGUUGGCUGGUUUCUAUUGCCGGUUUCUAUCCGACCAAUGCCGCUCGACAUUUGCCCCGUGUGUAAUAGGCUUUACUUGUGUACUUUAGUGGUGAAGUUCAACAGAAUUGCAGCUAAGCACACCAAUAUAUUUUGUUUAUUAAUGUCAUUGUUCUGCCAUGAAUUGUCUGGUGACGGCAAAAAAGAGUGAUAAGAGCAUUGUCAAGCUCUGGACUUCUGGUAGGUGUUGCAGGCACAUAGGCAAAAUCUGCUAGAUCAAACAAUAGUUAUUGUGCCUGAACCCCAUAGGCUUGAUAUUGUUGUUCACCAAUUCGCAAAAUGAAUGCACUCAUCCAUAGAUGGCUCUCCAUUUGUACUCUUUUUUUGGGACAUUUAUAGGAAAGUUAUAUGUAGAACAGGAGCACUGCACUGUAAACUGAAAUAAUUUCCAACUUGUUACUUCUAUUGAAAAUUUCUCUUCUAGGGGUUAGAAUUAUCACUGUACCAUGGGGACUUGUGCCUUUUUACUAGGUCUAAGACAUGCAUCUGUUAGAACUGAAAAUGUAAAAGAAAUGCAGAAAUCUUUGUUAUUUGACAUGAAGUCUCCUAAUAUGUUUUACCUAUUUGUACUUAACUUAUCCGUAACUUAUCAACAGUUUUAUUAUUUGUCAUCAUUUUUAGGAGAGGGACCAACAUUCGUUUCUAUUUUCGUAUUUGACAGCUGUAGUUAAUGGUUUUAUUAUAUAACUUUAUUGAUUUAGUGUUAUGUAAUUUAUAUAUUCAUUUUUACAGUUUAGCGUUUAUUUUAAACUGUGUUCAGUUUUACAACAUUCAUUGACAUUAUACUUCAGUUUUUUGGGAGUAUUGGACCGUUAUUUCUGGAGGUAUCCAUUCAUGUGCUCCCAUAACCUCCUCUGUCCCCCAUCAGCCAUGUUGCAUUGUCAUGUUCUCUUUUCAAAUAUAAGUUAUAUACCUAAACAUGAGAGAAUGCAGCAAAUUCAAUGAGAAUAUUUUCUUCUUGAAAUUUGGCAUUUAGGGUGAGUUAAAACUAGAGUCCCAUUUAUCGCAAUUAACUGGAAGCGUUCAUGUGCUACAACACACAGAAAUUACGUGAAAAUGUGCAAUAUCAUAAUGCUUGAUUCCAUAUGAUUUUCAAGUGUGUCUACUAAGCCCUUAAUGCCUGAAGUAUGUACUCUAAUAGAAAUAUAUUCGGUAUCCAAUGUAGGACAAGAUAGUUCAGUUUACGGUUUUAUCAUAAAAAAACUUUACUUCCUAAAUAUUUUCUUAAAUCAUUGGCGUGGAAAUUAAUGCAUGUACUUUAGCCUAAAUUCGCAUAAACGUGCAUUUUUCAUUGAGUUUUUGGUGCAUCAUCAUGUGCUUCUUUUGUUAGAGGAGGAGACUUUUUUUUUUUUUGUGCUUUUCUUGCACUACCAUUGUAGUCUGUAGGGCCACAAACUAUGCUACACCAAAAGUACCAGCACCUUUUCAGAAAAUUUCAUUGACGUGAAAAGGGACCAGAGUAUAAUGUGAUUUUUUUUUUUGUCGCGCAUUACAGCCCGACAGCACACACAGGUCGAAACAAAACUGGUGUGAACUGAACCUUAAAGAGAGGAAAUGCCAUUUUCUUUUGGCACAAUGAUUGUGUAAAAAAUGUCAGACUGCACACAGAACCCACAAAUUUUUAAAACGUUAAUUUUUUGGGGUUAUUUAUUUACACACCGAGCAGCAUGCCGAACAUCAGCCAUAUUUAAUUAAAGCUUGUAUUACUUAGUGGUGCCAGCCUGUGGCAGCUGGUGGUCAAUAUUUUGCAGCUCUCUAUCCACUCGUACAACCACCAACCCCAUGUGUGAUCCGUGGCUCCAGGCUCCUGAAAGAGGCUGUUGUUGCUGCUGGGACCGUGGCUUUUCCUCCUGGUUAAACUGUCUGGGAGUCCUAAGACUCUCGGCCAAUCGGGUCUCUCUUCCUGAUUGGCGAGGAGGAGAAGCAUGAAGACACUGACGGAUAUUAAUUUGCUAAUGUCACACAAGUGGGUGGGUUCGGGGUGCAGUGCUCUGAGGCGCCAGGCACAUGGAUUAGGGGGGAGCGCCCCUAAUGGACGGGCUGCCACUGGUGCUAACAGACUUGCUAUUAACUUAAAAAUGGCCAUAAAAAGGCACAGGAGAUUUUCCCUGAUUAAGGUCUUGCUCGUCUAUUGCACUGUUUUGUAAGCUGUCUGAUCAUAAUGAAUAGGCAUACUUUUACAAAUUUAGAUCCAGGCAUCAAUUGCAGUGUCACUACUGAAUCCUAGUAAACUGAACUGUCUAAAUGUAAGUCCCCAAUCGGAAAAAUUCAAUGACGCCCCCUAUCCCUGUUUCAGCUGCACUUGCCGCAAUUGGUGGUACAGUUUCAGCAUCCAGUGCAGUGAUUCUAGCGUUGGAGAACUGAUUUGAUGUUCCUUUUUGGAGAAGAUCAGAGUCAAUUAGAACUGUACUGAUUUUCCCAGCAUUUCUAGUAAAACGGGAAGGACAGCUCGGAUUUCUAACCCCAGUAUUGCUGUGUGGACAGUGAAACUGUAUCACCCACAAAGGAAAGUACAGUGGUGAGGGUGUUAACCUUUUUUUCUGACAAGGUGAACUAAUGCAUUUAGAGGUUUGAAAUAUUUUAUCAAAUCUGGGUAAAUGUUUAUGUACAACCAUAUAUACAUGUGUAGUUUUGUAUAAAUACACAGAUAUUUAUCUGACAAAUUUUUCAAGACUAAAAAUGUACAUCCACACCUCUCACAAAUGGUAUUUUAGGAAUGUGUGUCAUUCUGUAUAAUCAAACGCAAUGCGCCUUAGUGAGCUAUAUUGAAUUGAUAUACUUCUGAACAAAAAAGACCUGUAUAAUGCGUUUUUCUAAUAGUUUUUAUAUACAAAUAAUUAGCUUAUUUGUAAAUACGGCUUAUUUCUAAAUGUAUCGCCACUAUGACUGUACAUGCUGUACAAUUCUAGUAAUUUCCUCCAAAUAGAUAUAAGCAUGUGUAUAUUUUUGGAUGUAUUUAUUUUGUCUAAUUCUUAGUUUAGUAGAAUAAAUCUUUGUCUGUUAAAAGCCUUAUUAGCUUGAAAUUGCCAUUUCAGUUUGUGUGGCUGCAGGAAAAAUGAAAUACGUGCUGGCAAGCCGGUUUUCUGUUUGGGAGAAUUUGGUGACCUAUUAUUCCUGAAGUGUUCCCAACUCUACCACACCAUUACAAAGCCAAAUUAUGGUGUUUUGAUCACCCGCUGAAUUCUCCAUUAUUAGUUACCAAAUAAUUGGAGGUCAGUUGCAAGAGCAACCUAAGAAGGAUUAAAGGCAAAAUAGGGGUGUCUCAGUAUUUAUUUUGGAGUUGGCAGUUAAUGUAUCUUGGAUCGGACAAAAAUGGAUCGAUUCAGCAGGUACUAAUCGACUUCUGUGCAACUGUCCUGUCUGUUUCUCAUGCAGCUAGCACCACUGGCCAUAGCUGACAACAAUGGUCAAUGUAUUCUGAUGGUGAGGAAGUCUCCUUGCCGUCAUGAUAUUAUGACACAUAGAGUGUGUGGAUGGGGGAAUCAAGUCGUUUUUUUUUUUGUUUUUACAUUCAACUCGCUGGUUGAACAAAAAAGACUUGUCUAAUGGCUGCCUUUCUUUGAGUUCUAUUUUUCCCCCCACUCCUUUGGGGGGAAAAAUGAGAAGAAAAAAAACGAAAAACAUUCUUGCCUACUAUUCUCAUAAGAUUUAAGAACCUCGGCUUUCACAGGAUAGCAUGAAAAAGCAAAGUCAUUUGUAUGUUAGUGAAAAGUAAAGCUGUUCUCACUUUAAAUACCCAAUCAUGUAGAGGGGGAGAUUUUGUAAAAAUAUAUAUAUUUUUUUUUUAAUAGCACAUAAUUGGGUUUUUAAAAAGGAAUAUGGCUUCACCUUAUGAAUUAACAUUCAAUUUAGUAAAACCGCUUCUACUUUUGUAAAUCAACCCAUUGCAUGUCAACUACAAACGUGUGUGUAUAUUCUGCAAAAACAAAUUGGACCCAAACUACAACGUUGCUCCAAAUAUUUUGUUUCCGUGCUUUGUAUCCUGAUGUUUGCCAUUCUUUAUCUGUAAAUAAAAGGGUAAAAAAACAUGUACAAACUAUGUUUAAAAGGGCCUUUUUUUUGUUUUUUUCCCCCCAUUUGCUCAGUCUGGUUUUUAUUGUAUUCAUGUGUGUUUACUUUUAUACUUAUGUAAAUAUAUCUAUAUAAAUAUCUAUGAUUGUCAAGAAAAGAGCAGUAAAAUGUUAGAUCUGGCCAUGAAAUAUUUUCAGUGUGAAAUGCAAUGUUUUGUAAGUAGUAUCCAAAAUACACAUUUACCAAAAACUA